This is a messenger RNA of Salvia splendens (bonfire salvia), 906 nucleotides long. RefSeq lists its product as uncharacterized. The coding region runs from base 1 to 906 and encodes 301 amino acids. NCBI's taxonomy places the organism in Eukaryota, Viridiplantae, Streptophyta, Magnoliopsida, Lamiales, Lamiaceae. The transcript has a single exon. The record is from RefSeq and is a predicted model, not a curated record.
AUGGGAUUCCCGGGGCCUUGGAUUGCGCUGAUUGAGAGGUGUAUUGGCACUUGCUGGUUCUCGAUCCUUGUUAAUGGCGCCCCGGCAGGUUUCUUCAUAUCCACCCGCGGGCUCAGGCAAGGCGACCCUAUUUCCCCUGCCCUUUUUGUCUUGGCUGCAGAUUAUCUUUCACGUUCUCUUGACAGACUCAUUCUUGGGAACAAAGAAAAGACAUUCAAAGCUACACGUGGAAGCUUGGAGAUCAGCCACCUCACAUAUGCUGACGACAUAAUUAUUUUCACUCAAGCGGCUACGGCAUCCCUCAGGAGACUAAGAGCUUGUCUUGACCACUAUGCAGAGGUAUCGGACCAAUUAAUCAAUCUCGCCAAGAGCAACUUCUACAUUGUCGAAGCGCAUGAAGGGUGGUCGAACACAAUCCGAGUGGAGGGGGGCUUCUCUAGAGGUACCUUCCCAUUCCUAUACCUUGGGGUCCCUAUUUACCGUGGUGUGAAGCGUUCGGAUAUGUUUAUGUUCCUUCGGAAAAAGAUCGCGGCUAGAAUUUCUGGUUGGGCACACCGUCACCUCUCUUUUGGGGGGAGAGUCACAUUGAUCAAGAGCACGCUUGAGGUAGUCCCUUUCCACAUAUUCCAAGCGAUUGAGCCUACUAUUGGAACGCUCAAGCAAUUGGAUCAACAAAUGGCCCGCUUCUUCUGGGGUUCGACUAGUGAGAAGAAAAGGACACACUGGAUUGGCUGGGAUCAGAUUUGCCUCCCCACAGCCGAAGGGGGGCUCGGUAUCCGCAAUCUUAAAGAGGUACUUCGCGCUUUCAAUAUUAAACUUUGGUGGAGAUUCCGGGAACAGAAACUCCUUAUGGGCAAAGUAUAUGUUGGCCAAAUACUGCCAAAAGGCAUCUCCACUCACAACUAG